AUGACUAUAAUCGUAUUCGUUGACAAUGCGCCUUCCACUGCAGAAUACCCUGAGAUCGUCGCUGUCCAUGAACACACUACUGGUUUCCUUCUUGCUGCCAGCGCAAUGGCUGACGAAUGUUUUCUCCAUCACUACCUGGGGGUAUAUUAUAACAUCCCGGCAUGUAGCAAGAAAACCCCUUGGAACCCACCUUUCUACUGCGUCACCCGUGGCAAUGUGGUGGGUGUGUUACCCAGCUGGGAGCACACUCUAAAUGCCGUUCUGGGCAUCUGUAAUGCCAAUUACGAGGAAGUUGAUACUAUCACCAUCGGUGAGGAAAAGGAUAAUCCCCUUCUAGUGUGGUUAAGCGGUCGUGACAACUAUCUGGCAGAAAUGCUUCGGAUGGAUGGCCGAGGGGACUAUACUUCGGAUACUUGCUGCCAAUGUGGCUCUGAUCCCGCCCUGUUCCGAUGUGACAACUGUUGUGACAUGCAGCUAUACUGCGGAGACUGCACUGUCUACAACCAUUUGCGGUGUCCCACUCAUUGCAUCAAGGAGUGGACGGGGUCAUUUUUCAUAAGCUACAUCACUCAAGAAGCUCAGUCUGAGGAUCCAGCUGGGGCACGCGACUGGCAAAAGCUGUAUCCUGCCUUGCAAACUCAUACCAAACAGCUCUUGCGCAUGGGUUGGUUUCCCUCAACAACUGUGGAUCCAAGGACAGCGGCAACCUUCCGACUAUUACACCAUUACCAGAUUUUGUCUUUUGAGUCCAAGGCAUCCGCAUAUGAAUUCUAUCACUCGCUUGUCCAUAUAUCUAACAAUGUUGGUUUGAUUAAGAAGGACCGCUAUGAAUCCUUCAUGUAUAUGGUUCGUGAGUGGCGACACCUAAAAAUGUUGAAACAUUUUGGCCAUGGUCAUGAUCCAGUCGGUGUGAGUGGUACCAAAGAGGGCGAAUGUGCCGUCCUCUGUCCGGCUUGCCCACAGCCUGGCAAGAAUCUACCCCCUGACUGGAAAGAAGCGCCAAAAGCCAAGCAAUGGCUUUAUUCGUUGUUCAUAGCUAUUGAUGCCAAUUUUCGCUUGAAGAGACGGAAUAUUUCCAACGAUGAAGUGGACCCAAGUCUCUCAGAGGGAUGGUCAUACUUCGUAGAAGAGAAGAAGUUCAAGUUGCACCUCAAGGAGCAUUUGUCCGAGACACAGGAGAAAAGUUCCUGCUUGAACCAUAAUGCCGUGAAUAUGGCUGAGACAAAGCUAUCACAGGGCCUUGCAGCUACUGGAGUAGGGACAGUUGAUUGCGCGCAACAUAACUUCAAGCGCCCAAAUGGUGUCGGGGACCUACAAAAAGGGGAAAAGUACAUUAACAUGGACUACCUUUUUUUCUCCACACUCCGCAACAGCUGUCUCAACAUUCUGAACGUGUCAUAUGACAUUGCAUGUCAAUGGCACAAGAAUCUAUGGAGUCGCAUGAAGUCACUAUCUGAAUCAUACCAUAUAUCUUAUUUGUGUAUUUUUAUUCAGUUCUUCGUCCCCAAGUUCCACCUUCCGGCACACGUCAACAAGUGUCAGACAUUGUUCUCUUUCAAUUUCGCGCGUUUUGUGGGCCGUACAGAUGGGGAGGCGCCCGAAUGUGGCUGGUCCAAUAUAAAUCCGGUCGCAUCAAGCACGAAAGCAAUGGGACCUGGCUGUCGUAGGGACACAUUAGACAAUCAUUUCAGGGAUUGGAACUGGAAAAAAGUUGUCAGCUUAGGCGCAUCUCUCGCCUAUAAAAUGCAGGAAGCUGUCAUUGAGAAGGCUGAUCAUGAGGCUGCAUUCCAGGAGUUCAAUGCUGCGAUUUCCCCUGACCACAGGUCAGCAUGGACAGUCGAGAUGGAGAAAUGGGAGGAAACCCCGAAUGACACGUCACUCACUAACCCCCUCGAGUGCAAGUCGAUCCAUAAGUUUUCUGCAGCCCGUCUAAAACUUGCGCAGAUGGAAGCUGAAGAACUCGCUCACGGAAUUGACCUAUCUCUGCACCCCGACAUCUCACCAAGUGUUCUUAUCGCGUCAGGAUUAGACCUCAAGGAGGAGCAACGUCGUGUGAGAGCAGUAUCCGAAGGGAUGGGUCUCCACAUUUCUGAUACGCAGAAGGGCACACUCACACGAAUGAGGAAUGUCCUGCGUCUGCAGAUUCUCACCACUACUGUGGUUCCUGACCCUCGUCAGCCAUUUGAGAGUGCUGAGGACAUCCGCCUGUGGUUACCGUCUAAUCUGAAAGGCAAACCAUGUGAUUCCCGACUUCGAGAUCAUGAAUGGGAUUUGCGGUAUGCACAGGCCCACGAUGCACUCAAAGAGCUUCGACAGUGCCUUCGCGUGCACUGCUCUAUGCUUACGUUCAAGCGGGAGUGGGUUCAUGGUCAAGGCGCCAACACCCGUGCUCAGAAUGCACUUGCUCGUGUCCACGUGCGGCAGGUGGCAUGCACGAAGAGAUACAGAGUUGCGUGGGAGGCACUGAAGACCUUGGCACCCCUCUUGAAGAAGGUGGGAUGGCGAGGACGCCUGCAAGACCUGAAGGACGAAGACAUGAAACCAUUAGUGGACCCUUUCAGCAGAGAGACUGAAGGUCGCCAUCGCCUGACGUGGAUCUGGAUGAUGACGGGUGUGGAUACAGGUAGCGAUGGAGGUGACGUGGAUGGAGUUCACGUGGAAUGGUGCAAGUCCCGAGCAAGAGCAAUGUGCUGGGCGGAGGAGAUAGAAUUGUUACAGGAGGAGAUUAUGAGCACAUUUGGCUGGGUGGAUGGUAUCUUUGUCUCUGUUCCGCCAUCUUCGCCCGAGGACCCUUCGGGAAUGAAAGGGCAGCCGCUGUUGAUACUUGUACGCACGAAGAAUGAUGUCCUGUGGUCAUCCACGCUCAAAAUUCAACUCUGGACUUUGAGUCCAAUGAUCACGUCCAAUGACACCGCUGUCGACAGGCCGCAUUACAAUUUCCCUCCUUCUAUGACCACCGAAAUCAUCACCCCACGUCGGGGGGCCCUACGAUGCACCGGCAUGGUGCCUGGUCCAUACGGGACUGCGGUCUGGGUGCAGUCAGGAGAUUAUUCGGUUGCCGGCCUAAUAUCUUCGAACGUUCCCGGAAACACAUGCCUAUCCCGCAAUCUCACGAUACACUUGUAG
This is a messenger RNA of Suillus paluster, 3126 nucleotides long. RefSeq lists its product as uncharacterized. The record is from RefSeq and is a predicted model, not a curated record. The coding region runs from base 1 to 3126 and encodes 1041 amino acids. The transcript has 15 exons. NCBI's taxonomy places the organism in Eukaryota, Fungi, Basidiomycota, Agaricomycetes, Boletales, Suillaceae.